Molecule: messenger RNA, 4141 nt
Organism: Sphaeramia orbicularis (orbiculate cardinalfish)
Lineage: Eukaryota; Metazoa; Chordata; Actinopteri; Kurtiformes; Apogonidae
Product: probable G-protein coupled receptor 173
Exons: 2
Coding region: 1174-2376 (400 amino acids)
Biological process (GO): G protein-coupled receptor signaling pathway
Cellular component (GO): plasma membrane
Molecular function (GO): G protein-coupled receptor activity
Source: RefSeq, a predicted model, not a curated record
CCCGAAUAAAACCGACCGAUUCCGCGAAUGUGCGAGCUGCCUCCUUGCAAGCAGCCAUAAUUGGGAUUAUUCAGGAAUAAUUCGCCUAAUCCAGCAGUGCUGUUUUUAUUCUCCUGCUAUUUUUAUUUAUUUUUUGCAAAUCGUGAUUUCGACAGCGUUGGUGAUGUAAAUUCCUUCCGAGGCAUCGCUGGAUUUGUCAGAGAUGUAUUUAUGCUUAUCAUGGAGGCUUUUAUUGUGGACUAUUAAGAUGUAGUCCACCUUCGUUGGACAGCAAAACAAAGACUGCAUAUGAACUGUUCAGGGUAAAUACAUCGCCUUUUUUUUUUGACUGAAAGAUGGGAAAAAGAGACGUACCGAGCCUGUCUGUGUGGACUAAUUGUUCUGGUGCCACAAGCCAAUAUACAUGCCAAGACGAUUCAUUUAGGGGAUGCGCGAUCUUUUUUUCCUCUCUAACGCUUGUGGGUGGGUUAUUAUAAGCAUUGAAAAUCUGACAUCAUUUGGAUAUAUGAACAGAACAACAUCUUUUUCAUCGCGUCUGUUUCUAGCCCUGUGGAGAUCCAUCUUCGACGUGAUGCAACAUAAAAUCUGUUUUCUCGGAUGAUAUUCAGACCCAGACCAAAUGAACACAUCCCUCUAUAUGAAACUGUAAUAGGGUGGCACUGGGAUUUUUUUUUUUUUUUUUUUUUUUUUUUUUUAGUUGUUGUUGUUGUAUCUGAAAUGUGGCUUAACAGCAGAAUCCUCAUCCUUGAGUGUUUGAUCAGCUGUUGAUUAUUGCAUCGCCUGUAAUGUAUUAUGUUGAUUAUAUGUUGCUCAAUUCGAUAUUCCUUUGCGAUGGAUUCAUGCAUAACAGGUGUUGUUUGAGCCCAGAGCACAACGAGAGCGUGAGGCUUUAUUAUGUGUUUUUCUCUCGAUUUAACAAACAGUGACACAAAGCGACAAGGAUCAUUUUUGUGUUUGUUUUUUUGUCGUGGGAGAAGAACGGAUCCAUAAAUGAGGGGAUGAAAGGUGAUGUGGCUGUGGACAAAGAGGAAAGAUGAUUCUGUCGUGUAGAAAAGAUCCUUUCGGCCUCUCCUUGUAAAGUCGAGAGAGAGAGCCGUGGGAGACGACGGCUUUAGGAGGAUCAGUAGUGUUUGUGAAGGGCCUGAACCACAGGCUCUUGUGGAAGGUGGUAGAAUGGCUAACCAGAGCUUUGCCAUCGAUGGCCCUGGUAGUUUGCUGGCUGUGCUGGCCUCACAGAGUGGACUGGCAAGAGGCGGCAGCAGCAGCAGUGACAGCAGCAGCAACACUGGAGGAAUCUCUGCCACAGAUGUGUCUGCCUACUUCAAGCUGGUCUUCUUGGGUCUGAUCAUCUGUGUCAGCCUUGUAGGAAACCUCUUGGUCUCUGUGCUAGUCUUACGAGACAGGACACUUCACAAGGCCCCCUAUUUCUUCCUCCUGGACCUGUGCCUGGCCGAUGCAGUUCGCUCUGCUGCCUGCUUCCCCUUUGUGCUGGUUUCAGUCCACAACAGCUCGGCCUGGACUUACAGUGCCUUGAGUUGUAAAGUUGUGGCUUUUAUGGCUGUGCUAUUUUGUUUUCACGCUGCCUUCAUGCUGUUUUGUGUGGCUGUAACCCGCUACCUUGCCAUUGCCCACCACCGAUUCUACGCCAAGCGCAUGACCAUCUGGACCUGUGCCGCCAUUAUUUGCAUGGUUUGGACUCUGGCCGUUGCCAUGGCGUUCCCACCUGUCUUUGACGUGGGGACAUACAAGUUUAUCCGUGAUGAGGAUCAGUGCAUUUUUGAACACCGCUACCUGAAGACCAAUGACACCCUAGGCUUCAUGCUCAUGCUGGCUGUGGUGGUCCUGGCAACCCACGGUUUCUACGCCAAGCUGCUGCUGUUUGAGUAUCGGCACCGCAAGAUGAAACCUGUCCAGCUCGUCCCAGCUAUCAGCCAGAAUUGGACCUUCCACGGUCCUGGGGCCACUGGUCAAGCUGCAGCUAAUUGGAUUGCUGGUUUUGGUCGAGGUCCCAUGCCACCCACUCUGUUGGGCAUUAGGCAAAAUUUACACAAUCAACACCGGCGGCUGCUCGGGAUGGAAGAGGUGCGGUCAGAGAGGAGGCUGGGCAGGAUGUUCUACACCAUCACCCUGCUCUUCCUGGUCCUCUGGGCUCCCUACAUCGUGGCAUGCUUCUGGAGGGUGUUCGUCAAGUCCUGCGCCAUCCCUCACAGGUACCUUUCUAUCACAGUGUGGAUGAGCUUUGCCCAGGCUGGUGUCAACCCCAUCUUCUGUCUCCUGCUCAACGAGGACCUGAGGAAAGUGCUGAGAGCUCACCUGCCAACCUACUGGAGGACUAAACAACACCUGCCCCAGGAUGAAGCCUACUGCAUCAUGUGAUAAGACAUCACUGUAUGAACGAGAAUGUUUCAGGUUUUAAGGGACAUUUGGAGAUUUAAUGCACCUUGGUUAAGUGUUAGUGUCUGUUUUGUUGUUUUGCACAACAAAAUCAAAUUUUACCAACAAAUGCAGGCACAGUGCCAUUUUAUUAAGAAUGUUAAUAUUUGAAUAAGAUUGCCCUCAGGUGCAAAGGUUUGAACAGGGCAACAGAAAAGUCCUGGUAACACUUUAAUGGCUUGUAUUUCAGAUGAUGUACUGUACAAGUACUGAGUAGAAAAGAUCACAACAAUCACCACUAGAUUUAAGUGUGACAGAUGCCAUUUUAAAAUAAUGUUGCCUUAUUUCAGAGGGACGUACCCCAAAGCUUUCACCCAAGUAUUCAUCUGUGUCGCAUGAGACACAAAACAGACACACAGAGGGUUGAAAUCCUUGAAGAUAUGUACUGUUGCCUGUGAAAAGAAAGUGUUGAUCAGAGUGUUUCUAACUCUGAGAAACAUCAAGGAACUCAAAGGGACUAAAUGGAUCGGCAGACCACCCUGGACGCCUUUUCAUCUAAUUCAAUGGAGACCGCAAAAUAUCGAAUGAACCUAAUACCCUUGGAUACAUUUAAAUAGCUGUUGUGAACCCAAGCCCCUAACAUGCUUGAUUUUUUGAACUUGAUUUAGGGCGUGUCAGGUUUCUUUGUAUCAUAAAAAAUUGCCUGUUUUCCUUUAUUUGUAAACUAUACAUGUUAAGCAGAUGACACUAUUUUGAAAUAUGACUUGAUUUCAUAUUGUAUAGACUGUACAGGAAUGUAUAUUCCUGCUUGUGUGUUUUUAUAUAGCAUUUGUGUGUAAGUGUGUGUGAGAGAGGAAGCAGUAGAGAGAAAAGGGAUAGAAAGAAAUAAUGACGAUAGAAUAGGUUUCAGUAAUAUUGAGUCAAUAUGAAAGCAGCAUGUGGUCUCCAAAUCAUACAAAGUGAGCAGUCAUCAUAUGAAAAUGUAUCCUUUAAAUGGAUUUCUCUGACUGAAAAUGUACUUUGAUUUUUUAACAGUAAUUUACAGGCAAGCAUUAAACACGACUGGAUAAUGAAUAAGGGGACAGAAUAAUUAGCAAACAACACUUUCACAUUACAAGCGGGCCAUAGGAUUUAAUGAUUUGAAUGAUGAUGCAAAUUACUGCAUUUUAAAAUGCCAUUAGCAAAUGAAUAUUUUUUUGCAAAUGAUGAUCUUGGGAAUGUUUUUAAAAUACUGCUUUGCUCUCAUCAGAAUACAAAGACUUAAAGAAAUGAAGUGGUAUUUAGAAUGAAGGAAACUUGAAUGUUACCAGGCCCUCUUAUAUUUCCCAGCGACAUAAACCAUUUGAGUGUCUGGAUCACAGUAUGUCUAAAAUCAAAAAGUAUUCAGGCUGGUUGUAACCCCAGAGAUGUUUGCUGUGUGGAAACCAGUUUAGACUACACUGAGUUGUGUCUCCAAAUUAAGAUUCAUGUAAUGCAAAUGUCUGACCUACAGUAUGUUAGGCAUAGAAAUAUUUGUGCAGUCAGUUUUCUAAAUGUGGACACUUGCACAGCAUACUGUAUUAGCAUGCAUUCCACUGCAUUUCAUAGAUUCAAAACUGGGGAUUACAACUUGUACAGAUGUUGAUGUGGAAAGAUUAAGUGAAAAGUAAACUGAGGUCCAUAAUUUUUACGUCUGGCAUUCCUUUGCGAGAUGAUAUUCUGUAACUGUACAGUUUAACUGAGGUGGUUCUUUUUCCCACUCAUCAAUAAAGACUCUACUUUUGAUGCA